Messenger RNA from Capra hircus (goat), 3148 nucleotides. RefSeq names its product branched chain amino acid transaminase 2 (gene BCAT2). Gene Ontology annotation, biological process: L-valine biosynthetic process; L-leucine biosynthetic process. The record is from RefSeq and is a predicted model, not a curated record. Gene Ontology annotation, molecular function: branched-chain-amino-acid:2-oxoglutarate transaminase activity. Bases 853 to 2034 code for a protein of 393 amino acids. NCBI's taxonomy places the organism in Eukaryota, Metazoa, Chordata, Mammalia, Artiodactyla, Bovidae. Gene Ontology annotation, cellular component: mitochondrion. The transcript has 11 exons.
CAAGGAGGAGGGCAUGGCAACCCACUCCAGUAUUCUUGCCAGGAAAAUCCCAUGGACACAGUCGGACACAAAUGAAGCAACUGAGCAUGCACGCACUCAGCAGGGACUGUAGUCGACUGUCUCCCUCUGAGGGUCAUGAAAUUGGGGAGGCAGUCUAGAAGGGGCGUAACCAGGGAAUCCUGCCUAGAGGCUGCUCACUGAAGCUCAUUGAUGAACUGGGGAACUGAACAAUUUCAGGCGUCCCUGAUGAAAAGGGCUGGAAGGAGGCAUGGUGAACCUUGUGUGUUUAUCUCUUUAAAAAGUUACAAAGAGUACACGUAUAUCUUCUCGUUGGAAAGGAAACCUAUAUUCAAACAGGGAAGUAUCCGGACAGAGUCAAGCUCCCCCUUCAUCCCUAUCUGCCACCCUCUUCGGAGUCCUUUCCCUUCAAAAGUGUACUUUUACAUAACAUCUGCGCCCACCGACCUUAAUUGCGUGGUUUUUCUUUUCACCAAGAAUUGCGAUAUGUGAAGAUUUCUGCUCCCCACCCCUCCCUUCUUUUCCCUUUAGCUUUCCACCACGGUACUGUACCUAUUAAAAUGCAUUUCUGAAAACCGCUGAAUGCACACUCAGGCGUCGGGGCUGGAAGGAGGAUGUGUUUCAAGUUACUCCCUUCUGCUCGCGGGGUCUAGCGCAUGCGCUCUGCGGUAGGGCCCUGCUCCCCGCGGGCGCCCUGCAACUGGGAAGGCCAGGCCCGCCUGGGGUGCUAGGCUGACAAACCAUCCCACAGGAGGAGGCGUGAGCGGGGCGGGGCCGGAACGUCUUUAUCCCGGGCCGCUCCCUGGGCGGGCACAGAUCCCAGCCACACAGACCAUGGCUGCAGCGGCUUUGAGGCAGAUUUGGAUCCCCAGAUUUCUCCCUGUUCCUUGGUUUCUGUGUGGUCCCAGAAGAUAUGCCUCAUCCAGUUUCAAGGCUGCUGACCUGCAGCUGGAAGUGACACAGGAGCCUCAUAAGAAGCCUGACCCCAGCCAGCCCCUGCUGUUCGGGAAGACAUUCACCGACCACAUGCUGAUGGUGGAAUGGAGCCAGGAGAAGGGCUGGGGCCAGCCCCGAAUCCAGCCCUUCCAGAACCUCACGCUGCACCCAGCCUGCUCCGCUCUGCACUACUCCCUUCAGCUCUUUGAAGGCAUGAAGGCGUUCAAAGGCGGGGACCAGCGCGUGCGCCUCUUCCGACCUUGGCUCAACAUGGAACGGAUGCUGCGCUCGGCCCUCCGCCUCUGCCUGCCGAGUUUCGACAAAAUUGAGUUGCUGGAGUGCAUCCGCCGGCUGGUGGAAGUGGACCAGGACUGGGUCCCUGGCAGCGUGGGCACUAGCCUCUACGUGCGGCCCGUGUUGAUCGGGAACGAGCCCUCGCUAGGUGUCGGCCAUCCUACUCGAGCCCUCCUGUUCGUCAUUCUCAGCCCGGUGGGCGCCUACUUCCCUGGAGAUGCCUUGAAACCUGUCUCCCUCCUGGCAGAUCCAUCAUUCAUCCGGGCCUGGGUGGGUGGGGUCGGCGACUACAAGCUGGGAGGGAAUUACGGGCCCACCGUGUUAGUGCAGCAGGAGGCACAAAAGAAGGGCUGCGAGCAGGUCCUCUGGCUGUAUGGGCCUGAUCACGAGCUCACGGAGGUGGGCACCAUGAACAUCUUCGUCUUCUGGACCUAUGAGGACGGGGCGCUGGAACUGGUGACCCCCCCGCUGGACGGCAUCAUCCUACCUGGAGUAGUCCGACAGAGUCUGCUGGACCUGGCCCGGACCUGGGGUGAAUUCCGAGUGACAGAGCGUAAGAUCACCAUGAAGGAGUUCCUGCGGGCGCUGGAGGACGGCCGGGUCCGAGAAGUCUUCGGUUCAGGCACCGCUUGCCAGGUCUGCCCCGUGCACCAAAUCCUGUACCAAGGCAAGCAUUUCCACAUUCCCACCAUGGAAAACGGGCCACAGCUUAUCCUCCGCUUCCACAAGGAACUGAAGGCGAUCCAGUACGGAUCAAAAGCCCAUGAAUGGAUGCUCCCGGUGUAAUGCUCUGGGCUUCGCCGGACCACUCCACGGACCACCGCCGUGUAGCAUCCAGCCCCUGUUGGACCAUCACCUCCGUACCAAUGACUCACCUGAAGUGCAAUAUGAAGUAAGAGACGGGGGAGCCAGGACGCCUGGAUCUCCGGUGCCCCCAUGUUACACUCCCAAAGCCAUAAGGGCCUGACCCAGGCGUCUUGGCCCCUAGCCCCGCCACUCAGGCCUUGGGGACCCGUACUCCCCGCUGCUCCGUGUUGUGGGUCAGGUAUAUACUUUGACCCCAAAUCAGCAUCUCCGUUUUCAGGCCGGAUCUCCCGGUGCUGCAGUUUUUUGUUUUCUGUUUUUUUGUUUUUUCCCUAGCUGCGAUUUUGAAAUAAAAUGCCAAAGAACAAGACAUUAAGUUUCAUCUUCAAUGAAGCAAUUCAGCGGCUCUAGCGUCUUAACCAGGAACCCACAUGUUCAACCCAUUUCAUUUUCAAGGGCCCAGCAAUCCAAACCCUCCAAGUCCUGGUGGUUUCUCAGAUGGGGAGAUUUUUCCACUUGUCACAAAUUGAGCUUAGCAUCUUCCCUCACUAAGAUGGGACCCACCUCCCCAUCUUGCAGGACAGCCCCACUGUACACUCCAGUCACUCUGCCAGACCCCUCUGCUCUGUACUCCCCACAAAGCCUCUGAGUCCCCAGCCCUGUCCUCUUUUCCCAGACUCUGUUUUCUUGGCUUCAGCUCAGAUCUUGUCUCUUGCCUGGCUUCCAAUUUGACCUGGAAAGGGUCUUUCUAUACUCAGAGCUGCCCUUAACUGGCUACAGAUCUGAAUUCUGGAUUCUAACUUUCUUCUGUUACCUGAUCAGUGUAUAACCUGGGGUAUGCUGCCUGAGCUCUGAUCCUGGGGAGACCCUGUGGGACUAUUGGGUAGACUCUGAUUGUGGCCUGUCCAGCAGCCAUCAGCUUUGGUACCAGGAUUCUGAUCUAUUGAGACAGCAGGCAACCAUUGCCGCACCCCUCCUCAUUCUCUUUUUCAAUGGUUGUUCAAGGGAAGGUCAUGGGCCAAGGGGAUACAAGAGGAAAUUUGCCUGGAGGCCUCUGGGAAAGUUGUCCUUCCUAAAUUAAUCAUUCCAGAAGGGC